Messenger RNA from Parnassius apollo (apollo), 342 nucleotides. NCBI's taxonomy places the organism in Eukaryota, Metazoa, Arthropoda, Insecta, Lepidoptera, Papilionidae. The record is from the annotation of a GenBank genome assembly.
AUGCCGGUUACCAGGUCACAGAAGGAUGCUCCCUCAUGUCCCUGGUCCCGUCCCUCAGAUAAGGACGCGACAGGCACUACGACCACAGAGGAUACCACCACGACAGAGACCACGGUUGCAACUGCCACCACAGCGGCGUCCGAGGAUAACGGACAGAAGGAUGAAGCCGCACAGAAGGAGACGACCAAGAAGACUCCAGUGGAUAUUCCAGACAAGGGCGUUCAUGGCUCUGCCACAACCCUUAAGCCAAAGGGGGUCAGUCAUCGCGCCAGGUCCAUGAAGACCACGAGCUCCUCAGCCAGGAGACGGGAGCUAGAAGCCAGAGAAGUAUUAGCACUUUAG